Emiliania huxleyi CCMP1516 is the source of this 578-nucleotide messenger RNA. RefSeq lists its product as hypothetical. NCBI's taxonomy places the organism in Eukaryota, Haptophyta, Isochrysidales, Noelaerhabdaceae. The transcript is spliced from 5 exons. The record is from RefSeq and is a predicted model, not a curated record. Bases 217 to 471 code for a protein of 84 amino acids.
GGUUGCAAGACUGUUCCCCGCUCUCGUCACCUCAUAGGACUGUUCCCCGCUUUCCGGCGGACGCCCAAGGCGUGCGGUGUCCCGCGGGCGGCGCCGUGGUCGGGAGCAGCCACGGGGAGCUGCGCGAGAUGUACGGCACAAUCGUGCACGCGGUCGUGCCCUUCUACCGCCCUGGAGAGCUUGAGGGGGACGGGCGCCGGGGCACGCGGUGCAGAGAUGCCUGACGCGAGUUUCGCGCUCAAGGCGGCAGCGGAGGCGGUUGUCUCGUGGCAGGGACUCGUGGCGGGUGGCUGUCGUCUCACGGCACGCUUUGGGGUGCAGACGAGCACCCUAGCGCACGCGCUGGCGGAGGCGAUCGAGGAGGCGAUGCACCGCGCCGAGCGGCGGAGCGAGAUGGGUCAUGGAUUUGAGGCGGCCCGGCGGUCCAAGAGGGAGCCCUCGUUUGUGGAGGACCGCGCGGCCGUUGGCUGAACGCACGCCGCGCCAGUCUCGAGUCUGAAGCCGUCGUCUGCCACAACGCAAGAGGGCGAUACCACUUGGAUGUUAGGUGUUUCGUACCUAUCAAUCGAUCAAAUCGU